AUGAAAUUUCACAUUUUCGUAUUAGUUUCUGCCGUUCUCACAACCGUUUCAGGGUUGGGCUUUUACGCGAAAGACUCGAAUAUCUAUGAGCUCACGCCGCUGAAUUUUGACAAGGUUGUGCUUGGCUCGAACUACACCACCAUAGUCGAGUUUUACGCACCAUGGUGUGGCUAUUGCAAGCAGAUCAAGCCUGUUUAUCACAAAUUGGCCAAAUACUUCCAGGAGGAUGCAAAAUAUGCCAUCAACGUUGCUGCGGUAAACUGUGAUGAAGAAAAGAACAAACCCCUCUGCUCGAAAUACCGUGUGCAAGGGUUCCCUACUUUGAUGGUGUUCCGUCCACCCAAGUUCCAAAGAGGGUCGCCAACUUCCAGCAAGCACAUCCCCGAGACAUACAACGGGCAACGUGAACUCCCGGCAAUUGUUGAUUACAUGACCUCGCGGCUCAAAAACUAUGUGAAGAAAUUCCACAACUUCACAUCCAAGUCUUUUGUAGACUGGCUCAACGUUGAAGACGGAACAGAGAAGGUAGUUGUUCUUUCUAAAGCCGACGGUGUGACCCCGCUCCUCAAGUCCUUAGCCAUUGAUUUUCUUGACUCUGUGAGCGUGGCGAUCGUUUCAGUCAAGAACCCUGUGCUGAGUCCCACCAUAAAGUAUGGAGAUGAAGACAUCGAAAUACCUUUACAAGAAGACGAUACACUCCCAGUCUUGCUUGUUUACAAGCAAGAAGAAAAGAAGUUUGUACGCUACAAGGGAAAGAAGUUGAACAAGAUGGCUAAAAUUCAGAAGUUUGUUAUGGACACAGCCGGCGUCGUGCCCAGCGAGGGUUCGCUUUCCAAAAAGGAGGUAAAGUUGCGCAAGUAUCGUGGCGUGAAGGAAAGCAUCAAGGACGAACUCUAG
Metschnikowia bicuspidata var. bicuspidata NRRL YB-4993 is the source of this 897-nucleotide messenger RNA. RefSeq names its product protein disulfide isomerase. The record is from RefSeq and is a predicted model, not a curated record. Gene Ontology annotation, molecular function: protein-disulfide reductase activity; protein disulfide isomerase activity. Gene Ontology annotation, cellular component: endoplasmic reticulum lumen. NCBI's taxonomy places the organism in Eukaryota, Fungi, Ascomycota, Pichiomycetes, Serinales, Metschnikowiaceae. The transcript has a single exon. Bases 1 to 897 code for a protein of 298 amino acids. Gene Ontology annotation, biological process: response to endoplasmic reticulum stress.